AGGCAUGGUGCAGGGUUCUUUGACUUGCAGAAAAUCUGGUCCAAUAUGUCAGCGAAGAAUCCAACUACUACCUGCUAACUUCUUAGUUUCUCAAUUCUCACUCUAUCUGUUGAGCUUAAACUUAUCAAUUCAAACCAAAAGCAAUCAGAGAGUUCCAAUAAUGUGCCUUAAGGAUUUUUUGGUGUUGUUUGUUUUAAUCAAAGUGGCAGCCUCAAGCAAUGAAGGUUUCAUUUUCAAUGGAUUCAGUUCAGGACUGGUCUCUGGCCAGAAUAAGAGUUUAGAACUGGCUGGUGUAGCGGAAGUUUCCGACGGUCUUUGCAGACUUACAAACACAGAAUCUUUUAAGAUUGGCCACGCUUUCUAUUCGGUCCCGUUUAGGUUCAAGAAUUCAUCAAAUACUAAUGCGUCCUCUUUCUCUACCACUUUCGUGUUUGCUAUGGUUCCUGAGAAUUUUCGGGGCCACGGUAUGGCCUUUGUGCUUGCUCCGUCCCAGGAGUUUAUAUCAGGCCAAGGAGUUGCAUCUGGCCAGCAUCUGGGUCUAUUCAAUCGUACAAAUAAUGGAAAUCCAUCCAAUCAUAUUGUUGCCGUCGAGCUUGAUACGUUUCUAAACCAAGAAUUUGGUGAUCCUAAUGGUAACCACGUUGGGAUUGAUAUCAAUAGCUUAUCGUCAGUGAAUUUAACUUCUGCAAACGAUGUCCCUGAAAGCGGUCUAUUGGACCCUGUUGAUCUGGUGAGUGGAGAAGGGGGACAACUUUGGGUGGAAUAUGAUGGUGCAAAGCAUCAACUUAAUGUCACGUUAUCUCGGUUUAACACGAGUAAGCCAGAACCGCUAUUGUCUGUGGAUAUUGAUUUAUCACCUUUCAUUUUGGAUCAGAUGUAUGUAGGUUUCUCUUCCGCCACUGCUCAACUAACAGCAUCUAGUUAUGUUUUGGGUUGGAGCUUCCAGAUAGAUGGGAAAGCAGAAGAUCUUGAUCUGGCCAAACUUCCAUCGGUACCAAGCGCAAGCAUUGAAAGAUCUGGGAAAAAGAAAAUAACACUAGCAGUCGGACUGUCAAUAGCUGGAGUACUUUUUGUGGGAGUUAUAGUCUCUGUCAUUUUUAUCUUGAAAAGAAAGAAAGACACAUUUGUUGAGUUACUUGAAGAUUGGGAGUUUCAAUUCGGACCUCAUAGGUUUGCUUACAAGGAUUUAUUCAUAGCAACUAGAGGUUUCAAUGAAAAGGAGCUUCUUGGACAGGGCGGUUUUGGACAAGUUUUCAGAGGGGAAUUACCCGGAUCAAAAGUCCAAAUUGCAGUGAAGCGAAUCUUCCACAAAUCUCAGCAAGGGAUGAAAGAAUUUAUUGCAGAGAUUGGCACAAUCGGUAGGCUGCGACAUCCCAAUUUAGCACGACUCCUUGGCUAUUGUCGAAGUAAAGAUGAGCUCCUUUUGGUCUAUGAUUUUAUGCCAAAUGGCAGUCUUGACAAGUUCCUCUACAACAAGCCAGAGGCCACUCUCAAUUGGAAUCAAAGAUUUAGCAUCAUCAAAGAUGUAGCCACUGCGCUUGCCUACCUGCAUGAAGGGUGGGCGGAAGUCAUCAUUCACAGAGAUAUAAAGGCCAGCAACGUGUUAUUAGAUGGUGAGUUUAAUGGAAAAUUAGGUGAUUUCGGGCUUGCAAGAUGUAGCAAACAUGCACAGGAUCCUCAAACGACGCAUGUAGCUGGCACCUUUGGCUACAUGGCACCAGAGCUUGCUAAAACAGGCAAGGCAAGUACAAGCACCGAUGUUUAUGCAUUUGGGGCAUUUUGCUUGGAGGUGACUUGCGGUAGAAGGCCAAUCAAGCAAAGAGCAUCAGCUGAAGAAGUGCAUUUGGUGGAUUGGGUGUUCAAAUGUUGGAAGGAAGGUGAUAUCUUAAAGACAGCAGACUCCAAACUUGAGAAUGACUUCAAGGUUGGGGAAACCGAUCUAGUGUUGAAACUUGGACUACUUUGCUCACACAAUGUGGCAGCACUUAGGCCUAGAAUGUCACAAGUUAUCUUGUAUCUGAGAGGCCAAGCUUCACUCCCUGAAAAUUUGGAUCCAAUUCUUCACACCUCAGAGCUUGUCGAAGAGUCCAGUGAUUAUUCUGCACCAUCGACAAAUGAUUUUACUAGAGCAUCAGUUACUAUCACUGAAUCUUUCCUAUCUAGAGGUCGUUGAUUGUAAUGCUAUAACUAAUGAAUCAAUUUUAUUAGACUGAUUUAUAGUUUUUUUUUUCUUUAUAUAAAGAUUUAUAUCAGUUAUUACACGUUUUAAACUAGUUAGACAUUAUUACUCGAAUUCAAGUA
This is a messenger RNA of Theobroma cacao (cacao), 2301 nucleotides long. The record is from RefSeq and is a predicted model, not a curated record. Lineage: Eukaryota; Viridiplantae; Streptophyta; Magnoliopsida; Malvales; Malvaceae.